Molecule: messenger RNA, 2002 nt
Organism: Porites evermanni
Lineage: Eukaryota; Metazoa; Cnidaria; Anthozoa; Scleractinia; Poritidae
Source: the annotation of a GenBank genome assembly
AUAGCAAUUGCAGAGGUUUACAAGAAUGAGGGUAACGAUGAAUACAACAAGAAGAAUUACAACAGCGCCAUUCACUUCUACACUGAAGGAAUCAAAGCGAACUGCAAGGAUAAAGAUCUUAACGCCAAACUGUACAGCAACAGGGCGGCAGCACAUUUUAAUUUGGGUAAGAGUUGUUAUAUAUUAGCUUUAAAAAAUCACACCUUUUGGUCUAUUAACUGAUUAGCAUCAUUAAAUAGUGCACGCAGAAACUUUCGAAGUAGUUAGUAGUUGUUAAGUAAGGCUAAUUGCUUCCUAUCUCCUUGCUCUGUUAAACCUAUCAGACCGACAGCACAUUUUAAUUUGGGUAAGAGUUGUUAUAUAUUAGCUUUUAAAAAUCUUAUCUUUGGUCUAUUGAACUGAUCGGCAUCAAUGAAUGGACUGCGCAUAGAAACUUGCCAACGAGUGCAGUAGUUGCUAGGUAAGUACGUUGUAAGCUAUCGUAACCUCUCCCCUUGUUCUGUUAUACCUAUCUGAGCUGUUAAAGAGUGUGUUCUUUUUUUCAUUUUCAUAGGCAAUUACUCUGAAACAGUGAAAGAUGCUAAAGCUACCACUGAAUUGCAACCAUUCUUUCUGAAAGCUUUUGUGAGAGGUAAGAGUUCCAAUUCGGCCAGGAAUCAGGUAGACGAAGAAUCACUUAGUGGAUGUGCUACCUCUAAAUCGUUAUUCAUUUAUUUUAUUUUAUUUUAUUUAUUUCAUUUAUUUAAGAGUUACAGUUGUGUGUUUAUACGGAACGAGAAAGCGACUGAUCCAAACCUCGAGGCCAUGUUAGCCUGCGAGCAAGCUCUCCUGUUUGGGCAAACGAAGCGAACCUCGUUUUUCACUCGCCCAAACAGGAGAGGUUGCUCGCAGGCUAAGGCCAUGUGGGUUUGCACAGCAUAACAUUUUCGCGCUGUGAUGUAAUAUUUUUAAAUAAUGAUUAUCUACGGACGAGUUGCUUCUUCAAUCUGCAAUUUAAGCAUUACUUUAUAGCGAUUUUUCGGAAUUAUUAUGCCACAAUGAAAACUAUAAGCAUUUAACUAUUCAGGUCCAGGGUUUUAGGGAAAGAGGAACUAAAUUUUUAUUGAAAGGACCUUUAUCCGUGCUUCUCCGAAUUUUUCUGAGGGGAGGGGGCGGCUGCACACAGGCUAUUCAAAACUUUGACUUGUUAAAUUUAACUACGAAUGAAGAAUCAAUGCGGAGGGUCGGUAGGUUCUUCAUUUAGAGCCGCGUAAGCAUCGGUGAUCGAUUUUUGUGAGAUUUAUAAUUCGAACUCUGUCAUUUCCACCGUCAUGAAGUGUAAUGACUCUGUUAGCUUUUCGUUCUUGUUUUCUUUCUUCUUUACUAAGAAACAAAUAGCUUUUUUUCAAUCAAGGCAAAUUGUUGUGGUUUUGAAGUGUCCCGUGAGUGUAUUAAUCUCAUUACGUGACCGCGAUCGAGUUUAAUUAUUGAAUUAUGGCGCUGUACUCUGCUAUCAGUUUUUUCGGCGAUAGAUUCGUUCAAAGUACUGCUUGCAGUUGACAGUUUGAACGUUAAAAGUGAAUUAUGUUUAAGAGUAAAUCAAUUCUGUACCAUAUAGACAUUUCCAGACGAUAGUUUUUUGUUUGCCAGUUGAAAAUCGUGUUUUGAUUUUUGUAUGAAUUAAGGUUUUCGAGUAGUGACGUCACUGCACAGCAUUAACGGCCGGGCGAUUUAGACGUUACUGAGGGAGUAAACGACUCGAAGAAAUGGCUGAAAUUAAAACUAGAAUCUCCGGUUAUAAUUCUCGAUAUGUAAUUUUGUCCAUUAUAUUUUUAUUUCAAAAUACGAAUCGGACAUUAUUUUUCUUCAUUUGCAGCUCAUUAAAAAUAUUUUGUAGCUAACGUAUGUGCUGCUUUUUGCCUUGACAGGGGCAAGUGCCUGCAUUCAGUUGAAAAAGUUUAACGAAGCCAAAGCGUGGUGUGAUAACGGAUUAGCAGUAUCCUUUACAGGAAUUGAUACUUGA